Messenger RNA from Conger conger (European conger), 1089 nucleotides. It is a transcript of the gene fgf20a, whose product is annotated as fibroblast growth factor 20a. Gene Ontology annotation, cellular component: cytoplasm. The transcript has 3 exons. The record is from RefSeq and is a predicted model, not a curated record. The coding region runs from base 355 to 978 and encodes 207 amino acids. NCBI's taxonomy places the organism in Eukaryota, Metazoa, Chordata, Actinopteri, Anguilliformes, Congridae. Gene Ontology annotation, biological process: animal organ morphogenesis; positive regulation of cell population proliferation; positive regulation of gene expression. Gene Ontology annotation, molecular function: growth factor activity; fibroblast growth factor receptor binding.
GAGUAAUGUUUCAAAAAGAAAUCUAUAAAGAGCGUCAUUAGCAUAUGUCAAGAGGGCAUUUAACUGGGGAAUGUAUUUAAAAGGGAGUUCAAUUUGGUCGCCUCAUUUCUUCACGGAGUAAAACCAAAAGAGCAUUCUGUGGAACUGGCUCUGCUGGUCGAGGAAACCAGGAGAAAAUCCAAGUCCGUGGGAAUAGUCCGUGGGAGAGGGAGAGCAAGCGAGGGAGCAUGUGCUAACGGACGCGGAUGUACACAUGCAGUAAGCGGCGAUCUGGUACUGCGCAAAGGUGUUUACUCCGGACAUCUUCGCUCUCAACUUUUGUGAUUUUGAAACGGCAGCGCGGGCGGUUUGGUGAUGGCCUCCGUGGGCGAAGUGGGAAGCUUCGCACACGGCCUGGAAAGCUUCGGACAGGGAUCGCAUUUUGUCCUGGCGGCCGCUGGGGAGAGUCCAGUGUUGCUGGGAGAUCACCUGGUCCCAGCGGAGCGACUGUCACGGAGUACCCCCGCGGAUUUAACGCAUUUAAAAGGAAUUCUGCGGAGGAGGCAACUGUACUGUAGAACUGGGUUUCACCUUGAAAUACUACCAGAUGGCACAGUGCAAGGUACAAGAAAAGAUCAUAGUCGAUUUGGUAUACUGGAGUUCAUCAGUCUUGCAGUGGGAAUAGUGAGCAUCAGAGGGGUGGACAGUGGACUUUACCUCGGAAUGAAUGGGAAAGGAGAGCUCUAUGGCUCGGAAAAACUGACUGCGGAGUGUGUCUUCAGGGAACAGUUUGAAGAGAACUGGUAUAACACGUACUCUUCCAACCUAUACAAACACGGGGACAAGGGGGCUCGCUACUUCGUGGCUCUGAACAAAGACGGGACAUCACGAGACGGGACGCGGUCCCGGCGACACCAGAGGUUCACCCACUUCCUGCCCAGGCCUGUGGACCCUGAAAGAGUGCCAGAGCUCUACCGGGAGAUCCUGGGACCCAGCUGAUCCAGCUGAUCCAGCUAAUCCGUGGGACAUUCCUGGUGAUCUGGUUUCCCUGGAAAAGAGGAGGAGCAUGCACAUAUCACACGCACACACACUUACUCCAAAGAACAGCAA